This is a messenger RNA of Cryptomeria japonica (Japanese cedar), 2579 nucleotides long. RefSeq names its product endoglucanase 6. The transcript has 10 exons. The coding region runs from base 40 to 1944 and encodes 634 amino acids. Gene Ontology annotation, biological process: carbohydrate metabolic process. The record is from RefSeq and is a predicted model, not a curated record. Lineage: Eukaryota; Viridiplantae; Streptophyta; Pinopsida; Cupressales; Cupressaceae. Gene Ontology annotation, molecular function: carbohydrate binding; hydrolase activity, hydrolyzing O-glycosyl compounds.
GCGGGAGAAGGGUACCCAAUUUGCAAUCCAAGAGUGACAAUGGCUUCUUUCUUAAUGGCUGUCUUAGUUUUGGCACUAGCAUUCAUGAAGAGUGCUUCUGCAAGUCAUGACUAUGGGGAGGCUUUGAGCAAAAACUUACUUUUUUAUGAAGCUCAGAGAUCUGGAAAGCUUCCUAAUACCCAGAGAGCUAACUGGCGAGCUGAUUCUGGACUUAAAGAUGGAUUGGCUAAUGGGGUUGACUUGGUUGGAGGAUACUAUGAUGCAGGUGACAAUGUGAAAUUUGGACUUCCAAUGGCGCACACCAUCACAAUGCUCUCAUGGAGUGUGAUAGAGUAUGGAAAACAAUUGGCUAAAAGUGGAGAGCUGGGGUAUUCCAUGGAGGCUAUCCAGUGGGGUACCGAUUAUCUCUUAAAAGCUCAUCCUGAGUCAAAUGUACUAUAUGGGCAGGUGGGUGAUGGCAUUACAGACCAUAACUGUUGGCAGAGGCCAGAAGAUAUGACAACCCCUAGACAGGCAUACAAGAUUGAUACCAACAACCCUGGAUCAGAUCUUGCAGGAGAAACAGCUGCUGCUAUGGCUGCUGCCUCUAUAAUUUUCAAGGACUCCAAUCCCGCUUACUCUAAUGAGCUUCUCAGUCAUGCCAAACAGCUCUUUGACUUUGCUGACAAAUACAGGGGAAAGUAUGACAGUAGCAUUACUAAUGUUCGAAAGUUUUAUGGAUCAAUCAGUGGAUAUGAUGAUGAAUUACUGUGGGCAGCUGCAUGGCUUCAUAGAGCAACUGGGGAUCAGAACUACUUCAAUUACUUGACCGAUAAUGCAGAUUCCUUGGGUGGAACAGGAUGGAGUAUGACGGAGUUCUCUUGGGAUGUUAAAUAUGCAGGGGUCCAAGUGCUUGCUUCCAUGUUCCUCUUGCAAGGUAAUGGUGGGGAAAAAGAGGCUGUGCUGCAAAAAUACCAAGAAAAAGCUGAGUUUUUCAUGUGUUCUUGCCUUCAGAAAAACGGAUACAAUGUACAGAGAACACCCGGUGGGCUACUAUAUUGGCAGAAAUGGAACAACAUGCAUUUUGUGACAAGUGCCUCAUUUCUCCUUACAGUCUACUCUGAUUAUUUGUCUGCUGCUGGCAAGAAAUUGCAAUGCCCAGAUGGACAAGUGGAUCCAUCUGAACUCUUAGCCUUGGCUAAAUCACAGAUUGAUUACCUACUUGGCGACAACCCAAGAGCUACAAGCUACAUGGUAGGAUAUGGAUCAAACUAUCCUAGCCAAGUUCACCACAGGGCUUCCUCCAUUGUAUCUUACAAAGACAAUCCAUCAUUUGUCAGUUGCAAAGGAGGUUAUGCCGCAUGGUUCAAUCACCAAGGCAAAGAUCCCAAUGUUUUAGUUGGUGCCGUAGUAGGAGGACCUGAUCAGAAUGACAACUUCGCAGAUGAAAGAGACAAUUAUGAGCAGACAGAACCUGCAACUUAUAACAAUGCUCCAAUGGUGGGACUUUUAGCCAGACUCCAACUUGGAAAUGGUGGAAACAGCAACCUUAAUCAAGGUGGUGUACAAAAACCAGGAUCUGUUCCCCGAACUGGUGAACAAAAAGCAAAAUCUAAGGUCGUACCCGCUACGAAAGAGAGACAUCCUUUUCCCACUUCUCCUCAAAAGGAGAGUUUGGUGGCCAUCUCACAGAAUCUGUCACAUUCUUGGAUUCACAGAGGAAGAAAUUAUUACAGAUAUUCAGUGACCAUCACCAAUAAAUCUCAAAGUCAAUCACUUCAAUCUAUCAAGCUUUCCAUUCAAGGACUUUAUGGUCCUAUAUGGGGUCUCUCAAAAUCAAAGGACAACUUGUAUUCAUUUCCUGAAUGGUUGAAGUCUGUCCCUCCUGGUCAGAGUAUAGGUUUUGUGUAUAUUCAUGCUGCUCCUCAAGCAACUAUUUCCCUUACUAACUAUCAAUUGACAUGAACUGAUCAGCAUUCUAUCAAUCCAUUAAUUUAUUGUAAUCAGGAUGUUUUAAGGCUUCAGUGUUGCUAUUCUCUUAGCUUAUUAAUGGAGAAAGUGAAAACUAAUUCAGCCUAUACAAGAGAGAAUGGAUCAAGUCAAAGUCAGACCUUAAUCUCUCUAAGCUGGCUAACAUCUAUGUGGGUAUUAACAGUAUUAACAGAUGAGGAAGCAUGAAAGAAUUUUCUAGUGAGGCUAUUCAUUAUUGAUAAUAAUAGUAUGUGGUUGUAAGUGGAGUUGAAUAACAAUGUCAUUUUACAGAUGGGGAGAAUGACUAGUAUUUGUGUGGAGUUAGUUGUGCACUUGGGGAAAGAAAAGCCUGCUUUUCUUCCUUCUACAAGUCUAUGGUUACAAGAUCGUAACUUUUAAAACUUUAAAUGAAAUUUACUUAAAUAUUAUGGCAUAAACUACAAUUGAGUUUGCUUAUUCCCAUAGAAAAGGAUUAAAAGAGAUACGUAUGUCCCUGUAGUUAGAUAUCUAGAUAGUUUCAUGCAUGCCAAUAUGUGCAAAGGCAUACAUGAUCCAUUAUUAUAUGGUUAGAUCUGUAUCAAUGUUGAGCUUUCUGUUUAACAAAUUCUUGUAUUGUUUGGUGGAUUUUA